AGGCUCUUAUGGUGAACGGAUUAUGAAACCAUUCUGGUGAUGUUUUUGAAUUAUUGUCCAAUCAACAGCAUUGUACUACUUCUAGUUCUACUAACUACAACUUUUCGUUCCCCAGUUGUACUAGUAGUACCAUGAAAAAUUAGCUGCAAGAAGUAGCCUACCUCUUCCAACAAGAACAACAACCAUCUUGUUCACAAAUAAGAGCCACUAGGACCAACAAAAUGGUAUCUUCCACUACCCCCGCUGCUGUAUCUCCCAUGGCCGCUUUAGAGCGGGUCGUCCCUGAGCUAGAGGAGAAGGACUACAUAGCAGACAUGAUCGCCGAAGAGAAUCCCCAGGAUUUCGAGACCUUGUGGGACUUGUUGCAGGACUUCUUAGAAGAAUCCUUUGAAGGAGCAAAGGCGAAGGGACUGUGCAAAGAGAUUUUAUGGCGUCUUUUGUACUAGAAGAACAACUAGUAGGCAUUUUCUAUAAUCAUUUAUACGAAAAUAAACUCUAACUUACUACCGCAUCACGACUCACACUCACCUGAUUCAACAUGAUCAUAAUUCGUAGUUGUUGAACAAGAAGACCGUUGUUGACAUCUGCAUGCUGCCUCUAAUUUUCUUGGCCUUGAUCGCUCCCCACAGUUCGAACAAUGCUGGAGAACAAAGCAAAACACAACCCGCUGAGGGGAGUAAUUUUCAAUCAGGCGGAUCCGAAGCGUCGAAUAAGCCAAUUCUCCUAGGUGACAUGCUCCGCACAGGCCAUGAAGAUUCUGUCGGUUUUAAAGACGAAUUCAUGGGCUUAGGCGAAAAAAAGGCCAACUACAACGAAGUCGUGGCGAUUUCGGAUUUGGUGAAGGAAAGACGAACGCAAAAUGUGAAAGAGAGAGCGGCAGUGAUGAACAGGAUGAAGCAAUGGCAAUCAUCGAAAUUAAAGCCACCAGCACCAGUGAGGAUUCAUAGAGGAGAGGAACAGAUUGGAAAGGUACAACUUUAUUUUGUGGUACAAGAACUUUUUGUGGUGGUUUAUCGAGGAUAUGAAUUUGUUGCUCAUGAUGUUGUCCUCUUUGUACUCCUCGUCUAAUUUCAACAUCCAUGCAGCUAAUUUGCCUCGCUUUCGAAAUAAGGAGAUGGCUCACACCAUUUUUUCAUACCUGCUCAUGAAAAACUUCUUCUACAGGUAACCGACUUGGUAAUCGACAAAUUCGGUGUCACCAUCGGCGGCAAAGAACUAAUCGAGGAUACGACUUUGAAGGUCGUGAUUGGACGCAAAUACGGUUUGCAUGGUCGCAAUGGUACCGGAAAAACGUGUUUAUUGGCUACUUUGGCCAAGAAGGACCACCCCAAGAUCCCCAAGCACAUCCACAUCGUUACGGUCGAGCAGGAAUUAGACCACUUGGCAACGGAUGAGUCCCCUUUGCACCACGUGUUGGCCGUGGACGUGGAGCGCACAGAAUUGGAGAAGAAAAUCGCAGUUCUGGAACAACAGGGCGACGCGAUCAAGCCCGAUGACGCGGUGAAGUUAGUCGAGUUGCAGCAGAGGUGGGCGGAUAUUGAUGCAGAUACCGCGCCGCAUGAAGCCGGAAGAAUCUUGUCUGGUUUGGGAUUCGAUGAACAAAAACAGAAGAUGGGAACGAAAAACUUGAGUGGUGGUUGGCGAGCACGCGUUGCUUUAGCCAGAGCUUUGUUUGCGGAGCCAGAUAUUCUGCUUCUCGAUGAGCCGACAAAUCACUUGGACGUCCACGCUGUUGCUUGGCUCGAACACUUCCUGAAGAACUACCCAAACACCAUCAUGAUGGUGUCUCACGCAAGAGACGUUUUGAACGAGGUGUGCACAGACAUCACGCACCUCCAAUUCCAAAAACUGUCGUUCUAUCGCGGCGACUUCGACACUUUCGAAACCCUGUAUGCGCAGAACAGGAAUCUGUUGGAGAAAGAACACGAAAAGCAAGAAAGAGAUAAAGCCCAUAUGCAGCAAUUCAUCGAUAAAUUCCGGUACAACGCGAAAAGGGCGAGCAUGGUGCAGUCGAGAAUAAAGGCGCUUAAUCGAUUGCCAAAGUACUACCGCUAACUUCAUGCAAUAAGACUAGAUGAAGUACCUAUUUUGUUUUUGCUGUGAAGACUUCUUGGUCUAGCAUGAUUUUAACCCACUCCUCAUUCUCAUUGAUUUUGAUUCGUUUGAUCUUCGACUUCCCCCAAGCCAAAAGAAACUAACAAACUACUCCUCCACUAGCUUACUCCAACGGAACUAAACACGCCCCACAGUCUCGACGAAAUUCUCGAAGAUCCUACACUUUCCUUCAAUUUUUCGGAGCCGGAGUCACUUCCCACGCCAAUUCUGCAAAUGGACGACGCUUGUUUCGCUUACGAAACCGACGAUGGCGUUAGCGGAAAACCGUUCUUCCUAGACAACAUCACCAUGAAUAUCGAUUUGGAAUCAAGGAUUUGCCUAGUGGGAGAAAACGGAUGCGGAAAGAGUACGAUGCUGAAGUUGCUAAUCGGCGAUAAUGAAGCGAAGUUACGGAUAAUCUUCUCUAUAAUAAUUUUGAUUAACCUGGCUUUUGUUCUCUAAUAUUAUCACCUUGUCUGGCAUCCCUCUCACACUGCAUUCGUAGGCAUAACCCCUGUCGCUGUUACACUCCAUUCAUAUGGUGCAUAGAUGUGCUGAGAUAGUCAUAGUUACAAACUCCUGCUAACACUAUUUAACAUGUCCAUCCUCUAAGAAUAAGUGGCAUCGUGCGACGUCACAAUCGGUUGCGCGUCGGCUAUUUUACGCAGCACCACGUGGAGUCGAUGGAUUUGACGCUAAACUCGAUCCAGAACCUAAUGGAACGAUACCCGAAAGCCAAUAAUGAAGGUAAUAAAGGUAGUACGUACUACUUUGUGAGAUAGGUAAUAAAAUACCAGUCCUCCUACUAAACCACCCGACGAGAUCUCAAAGCCAUUUGAUAGGACGAUGGGCCACGAGGAGGUAACAUGCCAAGAACACAAAAUUAUCCACCUUCUUGCUCCCACGUCCAGGUGAAGAAGCAGCCCGCAAUUGGCUUGGACGUUUUGGUGUUACGCAGUCUCUCGCGGUGGAGCCGCUCUAUGUCCUCUCUGGAGGUCAGAAGAGUCGUGUCGCGUUGGCAUUGUUGGCUUACGCUAAUCCGCAUAUCCUAGUGAUGGACGAACCGACGAAUCAUUUGGAUUUAGGUACACGAUUACGAUUUUUACGACUUUUACACUUCUUACCUAUUCUACUUAUAUAAAUGGACUUCUACGUGCUGGAAGCUUUAGGUUUUCUUCCCUCUUGUUCCUUGUUCUACUAGCAGUUUAAAGGGAAAGAAUCCAAAUAAGGGAGGAACAAAGAAAAACUAUUACCCGGUAGAACUAGAAGAGAACUUGCCGUUCUCUAAUUAUUCAUCCUCACGUGAUCUUCAACACAUCCGCAACCUCCACAACAACAACAAACUCCACCAUAACAACCACAACAGACGCCAUCCAAGCUUUGAUUGCUGCUUUAACUGCGUUUAAAGGUGGUCUUGUCAUGGUCAGACACGACAGUCAUUUUAUUAACGCGGUCUGUGAUGAAAUCUGGCACGUUGAGAACCACACAGCGAAGAAAUUCAAUGGCGACAUCAACGAGUUCCGAAAUUUCGUACUCAGUAGGAAGAAGAAGCAAGAGCAGGGGAAGUGAGGAGACACGUUGUUCUUGGUCUUGCGCGUAGUUGAUGGCUACUUCUACUCUAUGUAAUUGAAGAAGAGCAUACUUACUCUGAAGUACUUAUUAUAUCCGAUUCCGAACAAGAGUUUAAUAUAGACGCGGCUGGGUGGCCAGGCUACGCUGAUCUACGAUGUAUAAUAGUAUAUGUUCGUGGUUUUCAUCACUGCUUGCUUCAAGGAAAAUGAAGAAGAGCAUUCUGGUCAGAGGUAAAAAUCUAAAAACGAGGACCUCUUCUACAGGCGUGGACGUUUUAUUCGCCGCAGAGCCAGCUACAUCUCUUGUUCAAGACUGAAAGCGUCGUUUCAUAUUUUUUCCAAGUGAAGUUCAUCGCGGACUGCUCCAUAACAAGGACAUGUGCAUGACAGCGUCAACAUUGUCUCACAUGUUUACCCGCCCAAGAUGAACCCCGAAGAGUUUCAAUUGUCUGGUACUCAUUUGCACUAUGCGAUCGUGCUCGUGUAGAAAAAUCACAAGAUGCAGCUGUGUAUAAAGUUUACAAGAACUUACAACAACUUCUUGUAUUGAAUUUGGACGCUCCUCCACCAACAACAUGAAAAUGAACAUUCAGACCUAAUUAAUAUUUAUAAGGCUCAU
This is a messenger RNA of Amoebophrya sp. A25, 4284 nucleotides long. The record is from the annotation of a GenBank genome assembly. Lineage: Eukaryota; Dinophyceae; Syndiniales; Amoebophryaceae.